GAGCCAGCGCAGGUUUCCGGGAGUCACUGAGCAGGCAGGAGCAGCACUGUCUUCGCACUUUGGGGGCUGGAUCCCCGAAAGGACCUCCGUGCAUGGGAGGGGGAGCGAGAGACAGAGUCGGGGCUAAAGAAGAACGAGCGAAAGGACGGCAAAGAGAAGCCUGUUAUAAAAAUGUCACUGCAGAAGUGCCUAGCGGAGUGGGAGGAGAUUGACAGGGAAUUUCAGCAGCUGCAGGAAGCUCAUAAAGUUUACCGGCAGAAACUUGGCCAGCUGAGCAGCCUGCAGAGCGCGUGCAGCGCCUCCAUCCGCAGGCAGAAGCGGAGCCUGUCUGAGCUGCGUUCCAGCCUGCACCGGUGUGCGAAAUCCAGCAGUCCCAAGGAACAGGAGGAGAUUCGCGAGAUACAGGCGCAGAUCAGAGACAGGCAGAAUGUCUUCUUCGAUAUGGAAGCAUAUUUGCCAAAGAAAAAUGGGCUGUACUUAAAUCUGGUUCUGGGGAAUGUAAACGUGACUCUGCUCAGCAACCAAGCAAAAUUUGCCUACAAAGAUGAAUAUGAGAAGUUCAAAUUAUACCUGACUAUCAUCCUGAUGCUGGGGGCCAUAACCUGCCGUUUUAUAGUUAUUUAUCGGGUCACAGAUGAGAUCUUUAACUUCUUGCUGGUGUGGUAUUACUGCACGCUAACUAUACGCGAGAGCAUCCUCAUAAGUAACGGCUCCAGGAUUAAAGGCUGGUGGGUAUCACACCACUACGUCUCCACGUUCCUCUCUGGUGUGAUGCUGACCUGGCCAGAUGGGAUGAUGUAUCAGAUGUUCCGCAAUCAGUUCCUGGGAUUCUCCAUCUACCAGAGUUUUGUACAGUUCCUGCAGUAUUACUACCAGCGCGGCUGCUUGUAUAGGCUCCGGGCCCUUGGCGAGAGGGACCACCUGGACCUGACUGUAGAAGGAUUUCAGUCCUGGAUGUGGGGAGGGCUCACCUUCCUCCUGCCCUUUCUCUUCUUCUGUCAUUUCUGGCAGCUGUACAACGCGGUGACCUUGUUUGGCUUGUCCAGGCAUGAAGACUGCAGAGAGUGGCAGGUUGUCACUCUGGCCCCCGCUUUUCUCGUCCUCUUCCUGGGAAACUUCCUCACCACUCUAAAAGUGCUUCACCAGAAGUUUCAGAAGAACGCAGAAAAGAUCCAGAAGACGGAGCCAUCACUGUCGCCACAGAAGAGCAGGAGGAAGGUCUGGGAGCAGAGUCUUUAGAGCGAGGACAUCAUGGCGUUGGGGGUGCGGGGAGUGGGGGCAGCUCCCGUCCUCAGACUAGCAGAGGAACGCCGCCUCACUGGAGUCGCGUGUCGCUUGCCCUGACUCUCAGACAGAGGCAGAGCUGCUGGAAGCUCGUGAUCCACGUGCUUCUGAAGAGGUCUGUCUAGCCCUGCAGUGUGGCUUUCAUGUGCAUGGAGGGACUCCAUUGACACGAUAUGCAAUACAAGUGGACAGAUAGAGAAAUUCAGUCAUUUAUUUAGAAAUAUACCUCAGAGCAUAAUUUAGGUCAUCCUUCUGUUUCCUGCUGCCUGAUGUGCUUGUUUGCAGUAACUCCCUUCUUCUCUGUCAUAUUAACUUGGACAUGGUCACCAAGUGGCCCACAGCAUCAGUGGGGAUGGUGACAGUGAACUUUCAAAGGGCGUCGUUUCAGAGUAGGCUAGAGCAGGAGGCAUAUCCGUGUCGUCCUGUCUGCUGUGAGCCUCGCGGAGUUUGUCUGCCUGGACCAUGAGGCACAUCCGUGUCGUCCUGUCUGCAGUGAGCCUCGUGGAGUCUGUCUUCAUGGAAAAAAGACCCCCCCAUUUUGUACAUUUCAAAACAUCCUGCCAAGAAGACGAAGCUGGAAAUCUAGCAUGUGUGUGUGUGCUCCUGCUCCUGCUCCUGUUCCUGCUCCUGUUCCUGCUCCUGUUCCCUGCCUUGCGCACAUCGGCUCCAGACCCCCCCGCAACCAUGAGUAGUGCAAGUGAAUACAGAUAAUGGAUGGAUGGAAUAUAUUUGUUUGUUAACAUUUGUACUUUGUACUUUGACUUGUAAUGCUAUUAUUGUUAUAGACACCAGAAAAUGAUUUAAUACAGUAACACCACAUUCACGGGGUUAUGGAAAUUGCCAGAAAGAUCACAAUAUCACACUAUCAUGAUACUUAAGCCACUAUGCAAUACUAUUGCGAUUCUUUACAAUACAGCAGGUACUGCAAUUAGAUUCUGCGAUACAUUGCCAUUUAUUUAUUGCAUAUAUUAUUGAAAUUAAUUACAAAUACUAAGGAAAAUAGCACACGACUUCAUUCACAUUCUCACCUGAAUAUCACACUGUUGUUUCAUUUUCUGUUUCCACAAUGUUUUUGUUUAAACUAUAUGAUGUUACUAUAUUCUUUUGUGAUAUUACUGAUUAUAAUAUCACUUUGUAACAGAGAAAUCCCAGCUUGUGGCCACCUGUAAUCAUACCGAUGGUAGUAAUGGUCAUUAGGAAAGCCCCUGGUCCUCACUCCCUAUUGAGGGCUAUCCUAUGCAAACCACCUAACCAAGACUGAAAAGUCAGGCUGCCACAAGCUUGGAUGAUCAAGGAACCAAGUCAUACAUCACCAUUGUCUGGUUCCUGACCUUUUGUCUUGUCGCUCCUGCCUGGCUGUGAUCAAACAUGGUCUAUUGUCUUAGACUCUGUGAGAAGGCCGGUAUGACACACAAGUUAGGAGAAGAAGGUUGAGAAGGCUGCGCGUAACAACAUCUACUGCACUAGAGAACAUCAUCUGGACAUAAACUCCUUCCUCCGAGAGAAAGCGUCUCUGGUCUGGUCCAUCGAUUACGGCUCAAACAACGGAACCUAACAAACAACUUUAUCAUUUUCUGACGCACAAAACAUCUGAAUGACAAGGGCAGGAAACAUAAAAAUAAAAACACUGAUCGUGGGA
Molecule: messenger RNA, 2923 nt
Organism: Brienomyrus brachyistius
Lineage: Eukaryota; Metazoa; Chordata; Actinopteri; Osteoglossiformes; Mormyridae
Product: transmembrane protein 120B-like
Exons: 12
Coding region: 172-1239 (355 amino acids)
Biological process (GO): fat cell differentiation
Cellular component (GO): membrane
Source: RefSeq, a predicted model, not a curated record